AAUAUCCGAGGGCUGCUUGCUGAGGGAGGGAAUAGAAAUGUUUGUUUAGUGUCACAUGAUUGCUGUCCGAAAGAAAACGAAGGUUUGAGGCUGGCAGAGGAGCUUAAUGAAAUGUAAUGGAAGAAUGUUUGGAAAGAAAAGAGAAUCGCUGGGGUAAGAAGUUGAAUCACAACUUACAGUUGACAACAACGGGUGUGUUACCGGUGUUAAACAGAAUGUCUUUAAAUAAUACCAGGGGUUCAGUUUACACCUACCAGUCUUCAGUCCACAGUUCACACAUUCUUCUUUGCCUGAAUGAUCAAAGACAGCGUGAUGUACUUUGUGACGUGACUAUUGUGGUAGAAGACCGGAGGUUUCGUGCACACCGUUCUUUGGUUGCUGCCUGCAGUGAUUAUUUUCAUUCAAGAGUUAUAGGUCAAUUGGAAGCUGGCCUUGUUAUUACACUUCCUACAGAGGUAACAGUAAAAGGAUUCGAACCAUUGCUUGAGUUUGCAUAUACUGCCAAACUUUUAUUAAUCAAAGAAAAUGUUCUAGAGGUCUGUAGUUGUGCAGAUAUUUUGGGUUUCCACAACUUGGAAAAAACAUGCUUUAAUUUUAUUAUAGCAAAGUUGUUUGAAAGUAGGACAGACCCACAGGAUAGUCCCAGAAAACUGUGCUGCAAAACAAAAUGCUGGAAGUCAAAGUCCCAAGCCAUCCAGGAAGAUUCUUUAAGUUUAAACAUAGAUGAUGUUGGAGUUGAAUUCUUGGACAGUGUAUCUCAAAGGAGCUUUGUUUCUGGACUGCUAGAAUCGGAGAAAGAUACAGUAAUAUACUCGAAAUUAGCAGAAGUAUCAGCAAGUUGCAGCCCAAACUGUUCUGAGAGAGACGCACAGGCAGGUUAUUCAUCUUUAUGCCCCAAAUACAGGAAAUUUCAGCUUGCUUGUGGGAAAGAUGGGUGCAACCCCUCGCUAGAGGAUAUUCAGACUCCGCAGUUUCUCCAAACAACACAAUAUGAAAUCUGCAGCCUUACAGAUGGAAACACUGAUGAAGGAAAGGGAAAUACCACCGGCAAUAUUGACACCGAAUCAAAAAUGGGAGAACAUUGCGAGAGUGAAACUUGCCACCCUUUUGUCCCACAUGUUUUGGAGGAUCCUAGUGGUGUUUGUGCCUUGCAGCCCAGCUUAAUUUGUAGUCAACCUCAUGGGUCAACACCUAACACAUCAGAUCACUGCAGUUUAAAUACACUUGAAAUGUAUGGUGUCACAGAUUCUGUAGAAGGUAGUGCUCCAGAGAAUGAUGGUAAUGAAAAAACUAUAGAAACAGUCCUACCUGAGCCUUCAUUCUCAAAUUGUGGUGUCGAAGUUCAGGAUGUUAACCAAACUGCCUGUACUGGAAGAAGUAGUGUCGAGAGAGAGGUCGCUGAACAUCUAGCAAAGGGAUUUUGGAGAGAACUUAACACCAGACAAGAAGGUUCUUUUGACACAGUGCCACGUCCUCUGCAGCAGUCAUCCGAGAAAACUCCUGAGUGUCCUUGGUUAUCAAUAAGUAUAAGUGAAAUGUAUGAACCUCAGUCUGAUUUUGCUGCAGGCGCUACAGAUUGCCCCUUCUUGAGCAAGCUUAAUAGUGAUGGUUGCUGUGAAAGGUUUGAGGAGCAGAGAACUGAAUGCGACCAAGGAUCGCAGCAGGAGAAAAGCCCUUGCAUCUCUUCAGUCAACUCGGGAGACGAAUCUGACUUUGACACAGAGGGAGACAGUGAGUCGUACACCAGAGAGCGAGCACGUGAGAAGAUGACCCACACCACAGUGCUUUGCAAUCAUCAAUUCAAGAUGACCCACACCACAGUGCUUUGCAAUCAUCAAUUCAAGAUGACCCACACCACAGUGCUUUGCAAUCAUCAAUUCAAGAUGACCCACACCACAGUGCUUUGCAAUCAUCAAUUCAAGAUGACCCACACCACAGUGUUUUGAAAUCAUCAAUUCAAGAUGACCCACACCACAGUGCUUUGCAAUCAUCAAUUCAAGAUGACCCACACCACAGUGCUUUGCAAUCAUCAAUUCAAGAUGACCCACACCACAGUGCUUUGCAAUCAUCAAUUCAAGAUGACCCACACCACAGUGCUUUGCAAUCAUCAAUUCAAGAUGACCCACACCACAGUGUUUUGAAAUCAUCAAUUCAAGAUGACCCACACCACAGUGCUUUGCAAUCAUCAAUUCAAGAUGACCCACACCACAGUGUUUUGAAAUCAUCAAUUCAAGAUGACCCACACCACAGUGCUUUGCAAUCAUCAAUUCAAGAUAACCCACACCACAGUUCAUUGCAAUGAUCAAUUUCAGAUGUUAGAUAGGCAUGAAUCAGAAUCUCAGUCUUUUUGUGAAAGGUAAAAAUGGAUUUUUGUAAUAUUAUAUAGGUGGUAAAAAGAUGAUUUAACCAUGAUGAGAGUUGAGCCUCAAAACUAAGUCUAAAAUGACUCCCAAGUUUCCUACUGAGGUUGAUACAACAAUAUAACGGCCACAGGACAUCAAAGAUCGUGAUGUAGUCUGGUGUUGUUUAAGUGCCUACCAAAAGAAACUCUGUCUUUUUGGAGUGUAGCUUGAGGAAGUUGUUAGUCAUCCAAUCAGGCCAAUAACCUAGAUAGACAAUUCCUUGGCCUGUGCACAAAUGAAUAUUUGGAACGAUUUAUGGCAGUUGUAGAUAUAGAGAACCAUGUAGAGAAAGUGAAGGGACCAUCAGUACAACAGUCUUUGGAGGCAAAUACUCCAUUAUGGGCCGUCAAUUAUCAGCAUUUUCUGAAAGUGUACAAAGCGUGUGGGGA
Molecule: messenger RNA, 2791 nt
Organism: Polyodon spathula (Mississippi paddlefish)
Lineage: Eukaryota; Metazoa; Chordata; Actinopteri; Acipenseriformes; Polyodontidae
Product: transcription regulator protein BACH1-like
Exons: 4
Coding region: 117-1946 (609 amino acids)
Biological process (GO): regulation of transcription by RNA polymerase II
Cellular component (GO): nucleus
Molecular function (GO): DNA-binding transcription factor activity, RNA polymerase II-specific; protein binding; RNA polymerase II cis-regulatory region sequence-specific DNA binding
Source: RefSeq, a predicted model, not a curated record